CACGACGCAGAAGUGUCUUAGCAACCUCUGUGUUUCGGACAACUCACGGAGGAAAGUCGGGGGAAAAAAGAAGAGAAAAAGACCCGUAACGUCCCCACGGUCAACAUUUUCCAGUCGUGCGUGACAAUGAUGAUGAUGAUGAACGAGUUUGAAUUGCUGUCGGAAGGACUGUCAAAUGUCAAAUUGCAGCAGAGGCGUCGGGGCGUCGAGGCGCAAAGACGAGCGAGGCUGCUGGACGACAAGAUGAGGACCAUCGGGGUUGACAAGGAAUUUCUUGACAAGCAAGUGGCUGAGAAGAUAACAAGGAAAAGGGCAGAAAAGGAAGAACAAGAUGCUUAUGAUGCUGCCACGCUGGACAAUCUAAAACGAGAUUCCGAGCGCCGCUAUCAACAACUCAAGGUCAAACGUGAAAUGGAGAAGGCCAUCGUGGACUACCGCCACUGGCACCAGAAACCUGGGGGCAAGCAGGAAUUUGACCCUGAAGGGUCUCGCGGCGGCAAAAUGCAAAUGAUGAUGUUGCCUGGUCUGCCAGGGGAGGACCUGGACAGCAGGACACGAGUGCAGAGGCAGAGGGAGCAGCUCCGGGAUUGGCUCAUCCAGCAGCAGGAGGACCAGGCUGCAGAAAAACACAGACAGAAGAUGGAGAAACAGCGGGAUGACCAAAGCAGAGUUGACAUGGACAAUGAAGCUCUGCAGCUGCAGAGAAAAGAGCUGGAUAGGAGAAAAGCUGAAACGGUUGCUACUCAAGAGUGGAAUCUGAACACGAUGACCAAGGCAGAAGAAAGGCGUCGUCAGGAGCGCACUCAAAAGGACAUCUGGCAGCAAGGUCUGCACGCGGGCACGAUGGGAGCACCUGGCUUUUGUCCCAGCAGCGACAGAAAGCCGCCACCUGAGAGCUUGAUGCAAAUCACGCAGUUCCACAAGCAUCAAAUUGAAGAGAAAACGAGAGCGGAAUUAGAGGAGAAGCGAGAAGAAAUGCGGCACAGCACCUCCCGUCUGGACCGGGCUCGUACAGCCGUGCUCUUGGAGAGGCAGCAGGCCAGACGCAGGAAGCAGCUACGACGACAUAUGGACACCACAAACAAAGACCUGGCAACGUCACAGGCGCAAAGGAAAGAUGACAUUGAGAGAGGACACAUUGAUGAGUCCUUCUUCGCCCAAUUCAACACCAGCAGCCGCUGAUGACAAUGAUAACGAAGGAUGACAAAAAGAUAAUGUGUUCCAAAAUAACCUCAAAGUGAAUACCAAUAAAAACAAAUACAAUGCUUUUUUUCCCAUUUUUUUUUUUUUUACAAAUGCGAUGUUUUAUUGGCAAAUAUCACAGUCAAUGCGACCACACUCCUCUUUGUGAAGAAAAAAAUACUGAAAAAAAAAAAAAGUUUCAUCUGUGUUUCCUGAGCCACAUCAUAAAACACAUUUCAACCAUCUACUUAUUAAACACACACACACACACACACACACACAAAAACCCAUUAUGACCCUACUUUUGGGGUCGACUGAAGCGGACUGAUACAACACCAGAAAAAAAGUUCAGUACCACGUGUGACAAACUUCAUGUUUUAUCAUCCUAAACUCCAGGUUUUCAAGGGAUGACAUUGACGUUAAAACAUUUCAACAUUUUCAGGUGUCAAUACGAUAAGUUAUCAAGUUACAAGGUGAUAUGCUUCACUUGCAUAUUUGGCAAAACAAAAUAUCCCUAGAAGUUCAAAUGGCUGUGGAGCCCUACGAACGGACGUGUGUCACCUUUUUCUGUCUUAUAAGUAAAUCAAAGUUACUAGCUCUGCAACUUCACUGUGCUUACAUAAUGUAAAAAUAAUAAUAAGGCCAAGUGUUUAAAGGCAUUUAAGAGCUAAAAAGAAGACACACAUCCCUUCAGAGGGUUCUGCCAGUGACCUGAACGGGAAUGAAAUAUUUUGAUUUGUUUAGCCGAAUGCCGAAGCCAAAAUUAACAUUUACUCACAUUGAAAAUUUUUAAAUACUA
Messenger RNA from Syngnathoides biaculeatus (alligator pipefish), 1981 nucleotides. RefSeq names its product RIB43A domain with coiled-coils 2 (gene ribc2). The coding region runs from base 127 to 1182 and encodes 351 amino acids. The record is from RefSeq and is a predicted model, not a curated record. Lineage: Eukaryota; Metazoa; Chordata; Actinopteri; Syngnathiformes; Syngnathidae. The transcript has 7 exons.